CUCAAUUUAUGAACUUCAGCUCAAUUUUCUUUGAAAUCUGGCGCGAUCAAGGCACAAAAUCUCAUACAAACAGCUUAAAUGACACCAUCUAUGUAAAAUGAGGUGAUCGCCACUGAGUCGUCGUUCAGGAAUUGCAGAAAAGCAAGAUGGUUACUUCACCAGAAUGUAAUGGACUGUUUCUACCGCUUCUGCAAACUAUACAAGACUCUACAGCGCCGAACAGUGACCGGGUUGAUUCUUACCUAACCCUCACCGAACGGCUACGCGAAGAAGAGGAUARCUUUUUAACUGAAGUUUGUCAACAUGCGGACAGUCUUGCUGCUGUAUUCAAGAGGGAUAUCACAUCAAAACAUAUAGAACUGAGUCAAGCUGCUCUACAAACACUUGGCCACUGUCUUUACCAAGAACAAAUCGCAAGGACUUUGACUGAACAAGCUGCUAAAGAGAUUCUCUGUGUUCUUGCUGAUGUCAUAUCAAAGACGUCAGACAAAGGAGUUUGCACAAGAGCAAUGUGGUGCAUAGCAAAGCAGAACCUCCCUGUUAGUCCUUUUCAUGACCAACUUGUAAAGAUUUUGACAUCCAUUGGAUGUGCUCUCAAGAAAGAACUUCAGUCACCUACUGUUGAUAAYGAAGCUCUUUGUGUGAUAGAAAGAUUUCUUGAGCAGUUCCCCGUAAACRUCAUGAGAGAGGUUGCUUCACAUUGGUGUAGUAUUGCAUUUCCUCUAACUGUGAGUGAAGCUGGAAAGGUACGAGAACAUGCUUUAUCAGUGAUUUCAUCCAAUUUGGAUSUUAUUAUUUCUGCAAGAGAAGAAGUUGUUCAGUGGCUAUUACCAGCACUCAAAACACAACUUAUUAUUGAUCUCACCAAGCUAUGUAUUGACAAGAAAGAGCUUUUUGUAUUGAAAGUUUGGGAGUGCAUUGUCCCUGUACUUGGAAAGUCUCUUCACAGAAGUAGUUUAAUCAACGAUAUUUUAAAGCUUGUUGAACAGGGAUUUAAGAACUCCUCUGUUGCUGUACAAGUUGAGUCAUACAAUGCCUGGCAAGUGCUGAUUGACAACUUUGCCCUAUCGCAAGGUUAGCUAUGUAGUAGUAGAAUAGUAAAUCUUAUCAUGAUGCCACUCUUGAAUUCUGCUGUCAAAGAAAGAAAUGAGAAGGUAGAAUCAGCAAGGCUUGCUACAUGGUGGCAUUUUGUUUGCAGUUUUGAGCACAGCAAGCUCCUUGAAUUGUUUGAUAAGGUUUGCGUACCACUGCUACAGUUUAUUUUUGGCACUGGCAUUGAUCAUGUCAGCUUGCUAAAAUCAAAAGAGGGUUUUGGAGAUCUGAAGUGUCCUCCAACUCCAAACACUGGCAAGAGUAUUUCUUCUUUUGAAACACCAAAGGCAACUGCUCGGAGGUCUCUAAGAGAUGUUGGYACACCAAAGACACCAACUGUUAUAAAUGCCAGCUUUGCGCAAGCAACCAAGGAUAAGUUAUUCARACAAGGAUGUGAAAUAYURGUGAACWUGUUGUGCCWAGAUUGUGUUUCUUCAAAUAUCAAAUUCACUAUUGAUCAGACAAUAAAAGAAACACUCUUUCAAUCUCCAAGUGACUUAGAAAAACAUGCCAAAGUACUGAUAAAUGCUGUUAGGGAGGCUAUAAAAGCUUGUGGCAAAGAAAUACCWGAUGAAUUGGUUAGCUGUUUGUGGACCAACUUAGUUGACCAAGUUGAAAGGCUUGUGAGCACAGACAGAAGCAAAAUGUUUGAAUUAUACUUUCUUCCACUGGUGGCCAGUGCUGAAGAAAUCAUAGARGGGAACUACAUAACUCCUACAGCAUGUCUGAAAUUUCUGGAGAGACUUUCCAGUGCAUCCCCUGAUCUACUCAAUAAUCACAAUGCAAGCCUCCAUUCCAAAGAUAAUCCACAAGGAUCAACAGCAGUUCUGAUGUUGCAGCAUCUACUGUCUCCACAAUUAUUGCAAAGUGGACUUAACCUUGAAAGACUUCACACUGGAUUUCAAAACUUCUUCACAAGUGGUAUGAAUGCACCUUCUGGUCAUCUAUUUCAUGUACAGGCAGUAUUGCAGAUAAUGCAGAAUUCAGCAGGUUAUAUCAAUGAUAAGUCUUGUCUUUGGAGACUGUGGAGUCAUGUGGCUGCUUCUCUAGAUGAGUACAUUGUUAAGAGCAAUGAAGUUAACCAAGGAAAUGCAUUGGAACACGACUUCACUGCUGUAUAUCUUGCUUUCAUGUUGCCAGUCAAAGAACUUCUCAAUAACUCUUUAGACCAGGAACAAAUCAGAUUGAUAAACAAGGAUUUAGAAAACCUCUACAGAAGCUUCUCCAGAGCAGCUGGUUUAGUUUCCUCAUUAGACGCUAACUUAUAUGCAGAGGAAUUGUGCUCUAAACUUCUUGCCUAUUGGGAUGAGARCAAGGCCAAGGAUGUAUAUUACUUGUCUGGUAUGGGAAACUUGGUUUCUGUCAUACUGGAAUGCUUGGACUACACUGCUAAAGCACCUUAUAUUAGUAAAUCUCCACUGAAAUCACCUUCAAAAUGGACCAAGAAGAUUCAACAGCCUUUGGGAAACUUUAAAAGUGUUUUACACCUCACAAGUAAAGUUCUUUUAGCUUGUCAUGAUGUAAUAAAAACAAAGAAGACAGAUGACUGUUCUGGUAUCUUUGCAGUUGUUUUAACAAAUAUUGUUGAUAAUCUUUCCUUGUUUUAUCAACAUCUCAAUGGUCCUUCAGUCAUUGCAAGUGCAACAGAUGCUCUUUCACAGUCACUAGUGCCUAUUUUUCAACUGUCACAUCAGAGUACCAAAGAAGUGAAGUCAAAUAUUGAGAAAGCAGUCUUUACCAAGAAGUUUAUUCAAAAGGUUGAGAAGCUGUGGUUAGAUAUUCUUACUAGCGUACAAAGUCGUCAUGGGGAACCUUACAGCAGCGAACUCCUUUCUACAUUGUCUCCUUUAUUGGAAGUGACUCUAAUUCAUCACCGAAGACAGCUAAAAAACCAAUCCAUUCAGUUUUGGAAUUCAACAUUUGCUACUGCAGCAACUUUAACGUACCCAAAUAGCUUAAAGGCUGUUUUGAAGUCUGUGAAAGAUAAAGCUUGUCUGAUUUUACCUGGAUGGAGCGAGGAUAAUUCAAAACAGAGAAGCCCAGCUGAGAUCGAGGAGCCCAGUCAAAUGACGCAGAUAACGCAGGGUUCACCUGUGAGAAUAAAGCCAAUCAUGUUUUUUGGAGGCUCACCUAAAAUUAAGGGAAGUUUUCUGCAUAAGGCAGCUGAAGCGGAAAAAGCAGUAGAAAAAAAUUCACCAAAAAAGCCUUGGACUGAACCACGACUUCCAUCCAAAGCAAAAUCCUCUAAUCGAAAUACGCAUGCUAGAAGAAAACUGCCGCUGUCCGUGUUUGAUGAUGACAGUCAGGAUUAUGUCACGAUUGCACCUUCUCCAACUAAAAAACGACUUCUCACUGAGCAUCAAAAAGAAGUAAUGCGUGAAAAAAGCGUCGUUCCAGCGUUAUAUAAUUUCUUGGAUCAGUCUCAAGAUGCGACGUUUAUGACUCAAGAAACGUUAUGCACUCCUUCACCAGUGGAUGACCUACCUGAGCCUUUAGUUAAAGACUUGAAGUCAGAGCAAACCAACAAGAACAAUGAURAAAMAGAAAWCACAACGAGUAUUCAAAACGCMAGGGAAGAAUCGAGUGAUAAUGAAAACCAGAYAGAUCCAAAAGCAAACCCAGAGCKAGUACAAGAAAURYCAGAAGCUAUGGAAAUAYUUGUUGCCGAAACUCAAAAUAAUGAAACUGAAAGUCAAAUCUCUYUACAAGAGACACCUACCAAAGACCAACCAMUGGCGUCAUCGAAUCAAGAGGAAAUGACGUCACCUGACGUCAUCCCUUCUUCCCAGUUGUCAUCAGAAGGUGYGUCUCCGUGUUUCAAGUCUUUGCGACGAUCUACAAAUGUUGCUGCUGAUAGUAUGGUUGUGUUACUUAAAGACGUGACGGAAAAGGAAAAGUCGUAUCAAAAAGUCACGCAAUACUUUUCCCCAAUAAAGAAAGGAAAUAAAGAUAAUACAGAAAAGGUUGCYGAAGCSAAGACUGAUAGUGAAGUUCCAAAUSAUAUAGACACCGAUUUGGAGAAAUCUGAACUWUUACAAUCAAAGAGCGUGAAAUCUUCUGGGAAAAAGAAAAAAGUCCCGGUACAAAAGCAAGAGAACCCCUCGCCUAUCUCUGGUCGCACGAGGCGAGGGCGUCAGCUGAAGCUGACYACACCAAAGAAACAACCAGRCAAAAACCCUUCCCUUGAAACUGAGAAAGUUGAACAAAUACCAGAAACGGAAUUUUUUUCUGRGACGCAAAAUUCRUCGGAAWUAAWUGACAGUCCUCAGAAGGUUUCAKAUCAGGACAAUCAAMUGCAAGCAACUGAAAWUGUAAAAGAACRAACAGAARCAAAUSUKGAGAAUUUAAACGUAGAAGCAAAAGCUAAACCUCCAGUGCAUGGCGGUCUGUCUUUGAAUACCGACGGAGCAUCAUCACCUGUUUCUUGUGCGAAAAUCAGGUUUAUGAAGCCAAAUACUCAAAGUCCAACCCAGACUUCACUCAAAGCAUUUCAUUCUCCAGUAGCAUCGCCGACUACUAGUAUCCUGAAGAGAUCUACUGGCCGUUACGAUUCUCCUUCACCUCCAAACAAGGUGAGACGUGUAUCGUUUGCACAGCCUCUCGCUCAGGAAGCUGAAAACGAUMGAUGUAUAGAGGCUGCAUUACCAGACAAUCCAAGUGACACGUUUCAACCGCAUGAGACCUCCGCCCAGUCGGCAACUUUGACAACAACACCAUCAAGAUCCGACUCGUCGUCUUUCACUCUCAUCAAACGGAGACGUAAAACCCCAACCAAAGCUGAUGAAGAAAGUGGACCGUGUAUCUACCCUGACCUAGUGGACUGUAGUCUUCCUGUGGAACAGAUCCUACCCACCCUGACAUCAAUCACCUGGUCACGUGGUCUUGGUCACGUGGUGUACGCCCAGAAUAUCCGAACUAUUGGCAACCUGUCGGCACUCAAAGAGCAUCAGAUCAGAAACCUUCCCAUCAAAUCGCCCAAGGUGCAGACUCUGAGAACAGCCCUGCAGAGUUUCCACCAGAAAUCAUCUAAAGGAAUCAAAGCCAAGACGACUCUAUGGACAGGUCAAGAAAAGAAAUCCCACACAAUUAUUAAUGACAGCAUCCCAACUAUCCCAGAAUGCAACGAGCCUGCUGUUGACAAUAGUAAUGAGGCAGAGUCAACGAAGGAACCUCUUACUUCAAAAGAGCAAGAAUUGAAAGAGCACGGAGAAGAAACCAAGAGAUGUGAUUCAAAUGAUAAGAUAACUUGUGAUGAAAGUCGUGCGGAGCAAACUUCGGGGAAAGUGGAGACACACGAAGAAGACGCUGCAACAGCCAAUAGUGACGGCUGUUUUACUCCUCCGCUACCAGUAACCACAWUUGAAAGUCGAAGAGAAAGUGCUGCUGAGAAAGGAAACGUUACGCCGGCAAGAUCAUCUCUAACAGAACCUAUCGUCCUGUUUUCUCAGGAGGAAAGUCAAGAAACUGRAGAUAAUUUCUACGAUGAAGUCAUGUCCAAACUUGACGGAAAAGAUGACGAUAAUGUUGAGCAAAACACUGACGCUGCAGUCAGUGCUGAAAUUACAGAUGAAAAGCAACUUAAAAACAUUAAAAUAGAUGAGRUACCAAGCUUACGUGAUGAUAAAAUACAUAAUGAAACUCAAGUCGGCAACGUGGAAAARUUGCAGUCAUCAGAGUCAGAAGACGAACCGCCAGAGAAAAAAUUCUGCCAGUCGCUGAARUCCAUUGUUGAGAUUGCAACACCAGAAGUUCUUGCUCGCCUUUCAAGUGAAGAUAUAUUUGACGCCCAUAAGAAUUUGACCGAUCUCAUGGCGAGAGUAGGCACUGCUUUGCAGUCAAAGAUGACUGCUUCUUUGUAAAUAAGAUGACUUCWUGUAGCAUGGCAGUUUAAUUGUAUUAAAUUUAAAUGACAUUUUAACUUAGAACUGCUAUACAAUUUCAGUGAUAACUUUAUAAUUGAUAUUAUUAGAAUAAUCUAUUGUAGCAAAUACAUUAUAUGUAGUUUUGUAAAUAAAGAUUUGAUGUUAUUCAACAUUAGAAGUCCUC
Molecule: messenger RNA, 6138 nt
Organism: Exaiptasia diaphana
Lineage: Eukaryota; Metazoa; Cnidaria; Anthozoa; Actiniaria; Aiptasiidae
Product: telomere-associated protein RIF1-like
Exons: 40
Biological process (GO): telomere maintenance
Cellular component (GO): nucleus
Source: RefSeq, a predicted model, not a curated record